Anopheles cruzii is the source of this 1910-nucleotide messenger RNA. RefSeq names its product ribonuclease 3-like. The record is from RefSeq and is a predicted model, not a curated record. Gene Ontology annotation, molecular function: ribonuclease III activity; double-stranded RNA binding. Lineage: Eukaryota; Metazoa; Arthropoda; Insecta; Diptera; Culicidae. The transcript has 2 exons. The annotation marks the transcript as partial. Gene Ontology annotation, biological process: rRNA processing; regulation of gene expression; primary miRNA processing. Gene Ontology annotation, cellular component: nucleus.
CGAGCGAAGAAGCGACGAGCGCGAAGUCGAGUCGACACCCCGACUGGAUGUGCUUUGCGCAUUGUUCGACGAGGAACUUAUUCAACGGGCAGCACGUGUCCGGACAGCGCAGUCGGAGCCCGAACGACCCAAGGGUGUAUCGCCCAAGCACCGCCACCCUUCCAAACGCAAAAGCAAAAAAUGCACCCAAAAACCUGAUAAGCGCUCUUCGUCGGAAGCAUCAGACACAUCGAGAUCGUCGGACGAGAACGAGCUGGACUGGCCGGACGCGAACGAGUGCAACAUGGCUGCGCUGGAAGCGAAAAUGAAGCACCCGCUGCGCCUUCACGCCGACCUGUGGCAUAACGAUCCCGGUGAGAUGAACGAUGGUCCACUGUGCCGCUGUUCAGCACGCGCUCAGCGAACCGGAAUCCGGCAUGGAAAGUAUCCGGGUGAAGUAGGGUUUCCGCGAUGCAAGCAGCAGUCAAGUAACGCGAGCAAACUGCACCACUACCGCAUUACGAUCUCACCACCGACCAACUUUCUCACCAAAACAUCCACAAUUAUCGAGCACGACCAGCACGAGUUCCUGUUCGAAGGGUUUUCGCUGCUGGCGCACGAGCCCAUCGGCGCCAGCCUGCCCACCUGUAAGGUGAUUCGCUUCAACAUCGAGUACACCAUCCUCUACCUAGAAGAACCGAUGCCGGAGAACUUUACUAUUCGCGAGCUCGAUCUGUUCGAGCGCUUUCUGUUCCGGGAGCUCCUCGAGCUGGUCGAUUUUAGUGUGCAGCCGUCUGGGCCGAAAGACGCGGAUAGCUCCUGUCCUUGUUAUCACUUCGUGCCGCGUUUCGUGCGUGAUCUGCCUGAAAACGGCAAGGAGGUGCUGGCAAUGGCGGAGGUGCUACGAUACUUGCUCGACAACUCUGGCCCAUUGAUCCGGCCAGAAUUGCCCGGUGAGAUGAUGGCCAUGGGGCAGCGCAAAUGGCAAGACUAUGUUGACUGUCGGAAGGGCAUGGUGGUGACGAACCCGGGCAUGAAACCAUGCUCCGUCCGCGUCGAUCAGCUCGAUCGCAACGUCAGCGAUGUGCCGGAGGCAGCAACCGCUCUCGACGCUAAUGGGUUCGCGCAUCCGGUAAUCGUCCACUUCGGAAUACGUCCGCCACAGCUCAGCUACGCGGGCAACUCCGAGUACCAGAAGGCGUGGCGGCAGUACAUAAAACACCGGCACCUCGUGGCGAACAUGUCGAAACCAUCGUACGAUGACAAACGUAAGCUGGAGGCGAAGGAAAACCGACUGCUGGAGAUGCGCAUGCAGGGACGCAUGAAGCGUAACAUAACGGUCGCGGUGAGCGCUCGAUCAUUUCACCGGACGGGCAUCAUGUGCGACGUGGUGCAGCAUGCAAUGCUGAUACCGGUGCUAACCGGCCACCUUCGCUUCCACCGAGCGCUGGAUGUGCUGGAACGGGUCAUCGACUACAAGUUUACGAACCGUUAUACGCUCCAGCUCGCCCUUACACAUCCGUCGUACAAGGAGAUUUUUGGCACCAACCCGGACCACGCGCGUAACAGCCUUACGAACUGCGGCAUUCGCCAGCCGGAGUGUGGUGACCGUAAGAUCCACUACAUUAACACUCGCAAGCGCGGCAUCAACACACUGAUCAGCAUAAUGUCGCGUUUCGGCAAGGAGUCUGAAACCGACAGCAACGUGACCCAUAACGAGCGGCUUGAGUUUCUUGGUGACGCAGUGGUCGAGUUCAUUACCUCGAUCCAUCUGUUUCACAUGUUUCCCGAUCUGGAAGAAGGCGGACUGGCGACCUACCGUGCAGCGAUUGUACAGAACCAGCAUCUGGCGCUAUUGGCCAAGAAGCUCCAACUGGAGGAGUUUAUGCUGUACGGGCAUGGGUCCGACCUCUGCCACGAGCUCGAGCUAC